Molecule: messenger RNA, 3016 nt
Organism: Cotesia glomerata
Lineage: Eukaryota; Metazoa; Arthropoda; Insecta; Hymenoptera; Braconidae
Gene: Lint-O
Product: general transcriptional corepressor trfA
Exons: 6
Coding region: 658-2880 (740 amino acids)
Molecular function (GO): DNA binding
Source: RefSeq, a predicted model, not a curated record
ACUUUAAUAUCAUAAUAACAUUUGUAUAAAGUUGUAAUUGCAUGUUGCAUACGCGUACGCGCCCGGGCCGCUUGCACACACAGUGACAUAUCAAUAUACAUAUAGCCAUAUAAAACAUAUAAAAAGAGAUAUUGGUGUGUAAAUUGGCGCUGUGCUCACUAAAUUUUAUUCAGUUAGGAUUUCGCUCUCGACUAAGAACAAGGCAUUUUUUUUAUUCAGCUGCUAUAUAACUGCUUGCUGACAAACUCAUCGCACUUUGCAAUAUAAUACAGUGUGGUAGCUAAAGCACAUAUCUUACUUAUAAAUUCAUAGGUGAAAUUAUAAGCGUGUAUGUGUUAGCUGGGUAAGCGCGCAAGUUAUUCUUUUAAUUCUGUCAUUAAUAUUUUAUUGUAAGACGCGUAUACGCCCUAGUGCAUUAGGUUACUCCACGUGUAAUUGUUUUUCAGCUAUUAUCUAUAAUAAAAAAAAAUAGAGAAAAUAAACCGGCGAGUAAAACACCGAUGAAGAAACGGCGACAUCUUGAUACCCGCGAUUGAUACUAAAUUUAAAAAAAAAAAAAAAAAAAAAAAAAAAAAACACAAAAAUAAAAUAAAAAAAAUUAACCGAGAGAAAUAACACAUAAUUAAAAAAUAAUAUAAAAGAAAAAAAAAAUCUAAUAUGCAGCAGCACAGAGUAGAAGCUCAAAUUCUUUACGAAGAGCAAAUUUUGGAAGCAAUUGACCAAUUACGUCGCCGAAAAGCGCGUCCAGACGCCGACCGUAUUUGCAAUUAUUUACUGAGAAAAUUUUGUGUCGACGCGAGGGACACCAUAGCAGAUCUUCACCGUCUGAUCGAGGCUGAGAAGGUGAUCCAGGUGGACUACAAAGGCAACACCUCGUACCGCAAUGCGUCCAAGUGGUCCAGACUCCAGCUGUACAAGAACAGACCCGAAGGAUUCGUCAAGGACAAACUGAGCUCUGCUUCAGUCGCUGGAGCAGUUGCUGAGCUGGUGAUCGAGGAGCCUGACUACUUAGACCAAGGAGUUCCUCCGUUCCGGCUGAUUGAACAUCUGCUAGACGGAAUCUCCAACCCGACCUCGCGUAAAAUGGUCGAGGAUUUUCUGAACAAAGAAGUCGCAAGCGGUAAUAUCAUUAGAUCAGCCAAUGGUAAUUACUCUCUAGUUGCUACUAGUGACACCAGCAAUACGACGUUAAAUUCAACUAUUUCUUCAUCGUCUUCAUCUUCGUCGCCUCCACCACGAGCUAAUUUAAUUACUAAUAAUCACAUGGACAAUAAUGGAGUAAUUGCUGGCAAAAAUUUUUCACGUGACGAUAUUAAUAUUAAUAUUAUUAAUUGUAACAACAGUAGUAAUGUUAAUGGGAGUGAUAAUCCUACUAAUUCAGUAAUGAAUGCCAAUUACGACAAUAAUAAUUUAUUAAUUACUGACUCACGCUCUAGUACGCCGAAAAUAAACACUUCAAGACUUGUUGUUGGGAGUAAUAAUAAUAAUAAUAAUAAUAAUAAUGGGAGUGUUGGAACGGUCGUCAGCAAGCGUGAGCAAUGUUUUGAAGUCGCAGUUGCUGUGAAAGAACCGAAUUCUCCUGAAGAAUCAGGUACCAAGGAUGACCUGGUACUUUGCACCCAGGAUAAUAUCCCAAUGGCGAAUGAUACAGCUGAGAAAAAAGAACCCAAAACUGAAGUGGUCAUCACUUCUAACCUUAAACGCUCGGCUAAGUCUGAGCGUAAACAACGCUUGAUGGUUAGAGCUGAUGACUCCAUGGAUAUUGAGAUCAAGUUUGAUGAAAUUAAGUACGAGAGCAAGUUUAAUGGUACUAAGGAGAAGGCUAAGGAGAAAGAGAAGGAGGACAGUGAAAAUUUGAGCGAGAAAGAGGAUGAGGAAGCUGAGGCUGAGAGAAGUUCCGCUAAUCCUUCGCCGACUUUGUCGAAUCCUGUUGGAGGAUUUCGCAGUGCGAGGCGGAAGAGAGCCAAGAAAGUAUUUGACCCAUCGGAUAACAACGUAGUAAAACGCAAGCGAGGAAGAUACGCAACUGCGGCUACAAAAGCCAGCUUGCAAGUUACUACUCAGGAUUCCCAGGAUUCGACUUCUUCGAAGCCAAGUGUCAAAGAAACUGGAAGAAAAUGCAGUCUUUGUUAUAAAGACAAAGCUGAGAGUCUUAUUCCUUGUCGUGAUUGUACUGUCAGAGCGCAUCCAAGUUGUAUUUAUUCCCCCGACGACUUGCUUCUUAAAACAGGAAGCAGCUGGCAAUGUGAGCGCUGCAAAAGUUGUACAGUUUGCUGUGAAACGUCAGACAUAGGACCUUUGUUGACCUGCUACACGUGUGACGACGCGUAUCACUACUCGUGUCAUACGCCGCGCGUGAUAAGGUCAGGCUCUAAAUGGCAAUGCUGCGAAUGCAAGCCUCAACCCAGCAAGACCGUCACCGCCACAGCACCAACAGCCCCGACUACCUUAACAACCAAUUCUACCGCAUCAACAACCCCGACAGCCUCAAUUACAACGCCUGCAGCAGCCCCCAGAUCAGAAACGCCUCCACAAACCCCUACUUUACCUCCAGUAUUGAGUCCACAGGUAUCACCGUCUAGAGAAUCUUUGGAGCCUGCUGAAGAUGAAACAAUGCCACGUGAUUCCGUUAUUGAUCCAAAUAUACCAGAUGCGUCUGAUUGGACUUCCGAACAAGUUUAUCAGUAUUUUGCCCGGCUUUUCCCAAAAGAAGCUGAAGUUUUUCGCAUGCAGGACAUAGAUGGCCAUUCGUUGUUGUUAAUGAAAAGAUCCGACGUAUUAAUCGGACUAGAUCUUCUUCUGGGUCCAGCUCUUAAGAUUUACCGACACGUGUUGAAAUUACAAAUGCGUCGGGAUGAAACACGUUUCUAUUGGUUGUAACUUUUGCUUAUUUUAAAAAUUAAUUCGCUCAACAUUUAUAUUUGUUAAAUAUAAAAUCGUGUUAUUAAACUUUUUAAUUAUUACAUUAUGUUUGUAUAUAACCAUUUGAUCUAAAUAUAGACAAUUUUAUAUUAAA